AUGGCCAUGGACGGCACCCAUAUCCCAGUGGCUGUCCCAUCGAGCAUGGUUGCCCGAUUCCAAAGUCGGAAGGGCGUCACAAUGAACGUCUUGGCUGCCUGCGACUUCGACCUCAAGUUCACAUUCGUUCUGGCUGGCUGGGAGGGGACCGCAGGAGACGGCAAGAUGUUCGAAGCGGCCAAGCGAUUGGGAAUUGAGGCAACCGGUGACCAAUUCGACUUGAUGGACGCUGGCUUCGUACUCUCGAAGCAUUGCCUCACUCCAUAUCGUGGGAUGCGUUACCACUUGAAGGAGUAUGGGCGGGGGUCACGUCGUCCACUGACCAAGGAAGAAAUCUUCAACCUCCGGCACGGGCAGCUUCGGAAUGUGAUUGAAAGGAUUUUUGGCAUUCUGAAAAAGCGUUUUCCUGUGCUUGUGUAUCCAGUUGAGUAUGAUUUUGCCUUCCAAGUGGAUAUGGUUUUGCUGCCGCCGACGAUGAAGCUCAAAGAAACGACCGAGUUGAAGAUGCUCUACCAGACGAGCCAGAAAGCAACGAAGCCAAGCUUUGGCGAGACUCAAUUUGCUUCAGCGAUUUGGAGCCAGUACCAAACAACACUGCGCAACCGCCGUCGACAGAGACAAAUAAAUUAG
This is a messenger RNA of Aphanomyces astaci, 630 nucleotides long. RefSeq lists its product as hypothetical. The record is from RefSeq and is a predicted model, not a curated record. Bases 1 to 630 code for a protein of 209 amino acids. The transcript is spliced from 2 exons. Lineage: Eukaryota; Oomycota; Saprolegniomycetes; Saprolegniales; Verrucalvaceae.